AUGGAAAAAAAUGAAGAUUCGUACCAUUAUUUGUGGGAUAGCGUUAUUAAAAAUACGAUAGAGACAUUUGGAAUGCAUAGCAUUAGUUUGGCACAAUUAGAAUUUGAUCGCAAUACGAGUAAACGAACUUCAACAGGUAAAUUAAGCAAUCGCAAUCUUCCGGACAUGGCUGUAUUAGUGGGAAAUGUUUGUCCUUUUCGAGGCGAAGAAAAGUCACGGAAUGACAUAGGAGAUCCCUCAAGUGAAUUAGUUGAUAGAAUUGAAGAAGAUUCGCCAGAAUUUCAAACAAUUAUUCGACCUAAUGGAACUAUUAUUGAACUUGGGUAUGCAGUUAAAAAAAAAUUUGCGGACAAAGACCGAGUUACACAUUUAAAAAAAAUUUAUGGAGUGUUACGU
Messenger RNA from Racocetra fulgida, 396 nucleotides. The record is from the annotation of a GenBank genome assembly. Lineage: Eukaryota; Fungi; Glomeromycota; Glomeromycetes; Diversisporales; Gigasporaceae.